Molecule: messenger RNA, 327 nt
Organism: Rotaria sordida
Lineage: Eukaryota; Metazoa; Rotifera; Eurotatoria; Philodinida; Philodinidae
Source: the annotation of a GenBank genome assembly
AUGCUUUCAUUGACGAAGGGACAAUUAGCUGGCUCAGUUAUUAUGCUAGUAUCAUGUCUUGUUUUUAUUGCUAUUUAUGUUUAUGUAUACAUAAGAUCAUUGAUGGAUGAACGAGCAGGAUUCAAUAAUAGUUUUCCAAGAGGUACUCAUCAACGUCCAACAGUUGUAUUACCUGAACAAUCAUGGACUAGUCAACCAGCAGACGCAACGAUUUACCCACGCGAAUCAAUAAAUAUGGAUACUAAUAUAAUUCAUUCUCAUGAUUAUUCACAAACUAUUGUUUGUCCCACAUGUGAUACAAAAAUGACAAUAUCUGAUCAACUUUGA